CAUAGGCAUAGGCCUGCAUUGAAUGCGAACGAGUGGGGGCAAAUCCCUUUGAAUUGGUCAAAGUCGCUGCCUGACCUCGACUAAGUGUCUGUUCUGCGGACUGAUCUACGAUUGUCAACACGACAUCACAACUCUCAUCUUUUCAGCCAACAUCGUCCUUCCUUUCCCUCUCUUUCUGUGGUUAUCGGAAGUCGGUCUUAUCUUCAAGGUUCGGAUCACCCUAUGACAUUGUGCCACACCAUGAAGCCUACAUUCUUUGCCGUGCUGGCAGCCCUAGCACUUCCGCUCAGCUCGGCUCAGACCGCUAGGCCCGACUGCUACACCAGCACCGGUGACAUGGAAAUGGUUGGCACAUCCGUAUACCAGUCUACCGGGAUUUGCAUGAAUAUGUGCAACCAAGUCAACGCGUACUACUACGCCACCCAAGGAAAAGCCUGCUGGUGUGGCAAGCAGCCACCGCCAUUUGAAACUAAAACAGACAACCGAGCCUGUACGAUUCAGUGUCCGGGUUACCCGUUCGACAAGUGUGGCGGUGAUGGUGUCUACUCGGUUGGGGAAAUGCCGGGCGACCAUCCGAGCAUCUCUAGCGGGGAAAGCGCUUCGACUAUGGCUACAGCUUCGACUGCAGUAGGCACACUUCAGAGCACAGCUACUGCUGAUAAUUUGGCUAUGCCCUCGAAGUCAUCUGGUCCUACCAGUUCCAGUUCUGCCUCUGUCGUACCUUGGACCAGCAGCACACCGCUGGCGAGUGCUGUUCAUGCCAAUUCUACCUCGGGGGCGAGCCCUCGCUUCAAGCUACUCUUUCUCCAGGAUGCUUAAGGAAGAUGCAAUUACACUUUGCGCGAUUUGAAUGUUGUUACUUGAUCAAUCUCUCCGUUGAUGUUGUGAGGAACGUAGACCGCGAGUAGGCAGUUCAGGGAGAUCUUCCUUCGGUAUUGAUACAGGUGGAGACAACUGUUCCAAAGAUGUAAUAAUCUUCUGACCAUAUGUAGAGAGCGAGGAUUAGGAGAUGCUAACAUUGAUACUACGUAAGAG
This is a messenger RNA of Aspergillus aculeatinus CBS 121060, 1035 nucleotides long. RefSeq lists its product as uncharacterized. Bases 241 to 819 code for a protein of 192 amino acids. The transcript is spliced from 2 exons. The record is from RefSeq and is a predicted model, not a curated record. NCBI's taxonomy places the organism in Eukaryota, Fungi, Ascomycota, Eurotiomycetes, Eurotiales, Aspergillaceae.